AUGGAUGGUUUGGCACCUUGUAGAACAAGCCAACAAGAUCACACUCACAACUCGGUUGUUUCAACAUUACUUGCUUUAUUAGAUGGUUUGAAAUCUCGUAGUUCUGUUGCCGUUAUAGGUGCUACAAAUCGCCCGAAUGCGAUUGAUCCAGCUUUAAGAAGGCCAGGAAGAUUCGAUCGAGAAAUCUAUUUUCCUCUCCCAUCACUUGAGGAUAGGAUUUCCAUUCUCUCACUUUACACUCAAAAGUGGCCAAAAACACUUGACUCGUAUCAACAUUUGCUCCAUUGGAUAGCUAAAAAUACUUCAGGAUUUGCUGGUGCUGACCUUCAGCCUCUAUGUACUCAAACAGCCAUCAAUGCCUUGAAAAAAGCUACUUGUGAUCCUCAUCCAACUCAGCUUCCUGUUGUUGUAGUAGAGGACAAAGAUUGGUUGGAAGCUCUAUCAACUUGUCCACCUCUAUGCUCUCGUAGAGAAGCAUUGGCAGCAUCGAAUGAAACAGCAUCUUCACCUCUUCCUUUUCACCUUAUCCCGUGGAAUCCAAGAUCUGGACAGAGACAUCUUGCUUCAUGCAUUCUUAACUGCUUUGUUGAUCAUGUUGUGAUAAGAAAAGUUGAUAUGGCUACAAUUUCACAAGGAUAUGCUACUUUGGGACAAGGAAUAGCAUACACAUUCGGCUACAUCUGA
Messenger RNA from Cucumis sativus (cucumber), 684 nucleotides. RefSeq lists its product as uncharacterized. The transcript is spliced from 3 exons. Lineage: Eukaryota; Viridiplantae; Streptophyta; Magnoliopsida; Cucurbitales; Cucurbitaceae. Gene Ontology annotation, cellular component: nucleus. The coding region runs from base 1 to 684 and encodes 227 amino acids. Gene Ontology annotation, biological process: positive regulation of transcription by RNA polymerase II. Gene Ontology annotation, molecular function: chromatin binding; ATP hydrolysis activity; ATP binding. The record is from RefSeq and is a predicted model, not a curated record.